Molecule: messenger RNA, 4173 nt
Organism: Coccomyxa subellipsoidea C-169
Lineage: Eukaryota; Viridiplantae; Chlorophyta; Trebouxiophyceae; Coccomyxaceae
Exons: 21
Coding region: 1-4173 (1390 amino acids)
Cellular component (GO): mRNA cleavage and polyadenylation specificity factor complex
Source: RefSeq, a predicted model, not a curated record
AUGAGCGAAGCCGACAGGAACCAAGCCAUUCAGUUGCUCAACGAUGCAAAGAUGGCGUCCGACGCCAGCCAGAAGGCACUGAUCUCUCCUUUGGAUGCAAACGUGGACCUCCUGAAGGGCCUGACAGAGCUCAUUGUCCACAAGCAGCCAGCACUGCUAUCGGAGUUUUUGCCAGAGGUGGUGCUGCUGCAAACAGAGCCGGCAGUGCCGGUGCGGAAGCAGCUGGUGGAGUUGCUGGAAGCUGCCGUUCGCGCGCAGCCUAGUCUGGCCGCCCUCCACGCUGUGCUGUGCACGCUGCGUCAGCUGCUGGAUGACUCAUCGCCCGCUGUCGUGCGCCGUGCUGUCGCCGCAUGCUCCAUCGCUUUUAGGGGUCCCAUGGUCCCCCCCGAUGUGGCGGCAGUCUGGGAGGCCUGCGGGGGGAUCCGGCAGAGGGUGAGUCAGCUGGCGGGGGAGCCCGUCUCCGACGGCGUGCGAUUCGCGGCGCUCAAGUUCAUGGAGUUUGUCAUCAUGCUCGUCACCGCUGAGUCAGCCCCGAAGGGCGCACUCGCACUCGCCAACCACGCCCUCCUCAACCCUGCACAGGUGGCGCGCGACGCAGAGACGCUCCUGCUGCAGCUGCUGGGCAUGGUGAAGCAGUCUGCACUGGCGAACCUCCCUGGCAGCGUUGCCAUCGUGGCAGUCAAAGCCGUCGGCUCUCUGGCAGCGCACCGACCUCAAUACCUGGGCCGAGUGCUGCCCACCCUCCUGUCCGCCGCCUCUGCCAACAGCAGCUCUUCCGGGGAUGACCGGAAUGGGGUUGCUGCCAGCGUGGACAGGGCGGUGAAAGAUUCGCUGAUGUCCGUUCUGCGCUGCAAAGCACCCCAGGCUCUGCCGUGGCAGCGGAAGAUAGUGGCGGCGUUGCACGCUCUGGGCGCGGGCGAGCAGGCAGAUGCUGAAGUGCGCAGGAGUGAAAGACAGGCUAAGAGGGAACGCGCAAGGCAGGACGAAGACAGCAAUGGGUCAGCCAAGCGCCAGAGGCUGCCCUCAGCAGAACCUGCACAGCCCCAACCUGCAGUGGUUCAGCCAUUGCCACAGCCGACGCCCCAAAUACCGCAGUAUGAGCCGUCGAUGCUACUGCGGCUUCUGCACGAGUGCCCUGGACACACGCCGGAGAGGGACUUGCGAGAAGUUCUGGCAGUGAUGGCGGUCUUAGCGGCAGAGAACGAUCUCACGACCCUCAAGGCAUUCGUUGCUGAGCUGUCGGACGCUGUGCUGGCGGACGCUGUCAUCGCCAAUUUAGACCACCUGCCGCGGCGGGAAGACGUCUGCGACGGCGUUCCCGCUCCAGCGGCCGGCCUCGGUGGCCUCGCCGGCCUGCUGCAGGGGCUGACAGAGCCAGGUGAGCCCGUGCAGCAGCAACCGGCCGCCGCGCCAAAGCAGGAACCGCCCGAAGUACAGCCACAGCCAAAGGCGGCUCCACAACCCCUGGCAGCUCCCCGGCAGCUGGCGCUGCGGCGAGCGCAGCUGCCGGUGCUGAAAUUGGAACCGCUGGCGCUGACUCAGCAGCAGCAGGGAACGCUGAGACUGGACGCCGUCGGGCGAGUCUUAGGAGCGGAGGCCGCCCCUGUGCAGCACCUGCGCGCGUCUGUGCUGGCCUCGCUGGCCACCAGGGCGCCGGUGGGUGACUUGGCGGCUGACAUGGUACUGCAGCACCUGCUGGGCAGCUUCCAUCAGCCCAAGAGCUAUGACCUGGCGCUCAAGUGGCUGUACCGCCUGUUUGUUGCGAAUGCUGGCAUCGGCGUGACAUCAGCCGCCAAGGCCGCCGCCAGCGCUCACAUCACCCAGCCCGAGAGGAAGGCAGCGCUUGCAUCAGCUCUGGACGAUGACAUGGCGAUGACAUCAGCGGAUGACAACGCCAAUUCUGGCGCCUUGAUCGCUGGCUCACAGGACGAAGUUAUGGCAGAUGCUGCGCCGCCAGAACAGGCAACUGAGCCUGAACAGCCCGAAACACAGGAUGCUGCAGAAAGCUCCGGCAGAGAGCUUGCGGUAAGGGAGGAAGAUGGAGGUUCCGAGGGGGACGGGAAUUGGGCGGCGGCGCUUGUGGACAGCCCCUAUGAGAUUGUGCUACUCGCUAUGCUGGAAGGUCUCAGGGAACAGCAGACGGACCCCAAGGACCGCACAAUAGCGAAACUGCUGAUGGAAGCUCCGGCGCUGCCGCAGCCGGCCAUCGCGCAUUUUCUGGCCGACGUGGCCGGUGGCGGCGACGAGUGGGCAAACCUCUCACUGCAGGCGGCGCGUGACAUCAUCAUGGGCCGUCCAAAUGACAGAGCCCCUGUCCUGGACAUGGUUUUGAGCACCGCCACAGCGCAGGAUGAAGAUAUGAGGAGCAAGGCGGUGAGGCUGACAGCAAACCGGCUGUACCAGGAGACCUUCCUGCAGGACGCAAUCGAGCAAUUUGCACUGGCAAAGCUGCGCGAACUCGAGACCCCUCCGCAGCAGGAGCUGCCGGCAGCUUCACAGCCGCUUGCCCUAGAGAAUGGCUCAGCUGCGCUUGUCUUGAGUGCAGCUCCGGUGCCCGAUCAGGCACCGUCAGCAGAGAAGGUGACGCCGCCGGAGACCAGCUCAGCCGCGCCAGAUCAGGCACCGGCAGCAGCUGAGGGAACGCCGUCGGAGAACGGAUCAGCCGCGCCAGAUCAGGCAACAUCGGCAGGGUCUGAUCCAGCAAUCGGCAGCUCUGGCAGCGCGCCGCAGGAAGACAGCAGAAAGCAAAAAAGCGAGGCUGCGAGCAAAGGGGCCGAAGGCAGUAAACAACAGAAAAGCGGAGAAGCUCCAACAGGAGCAAUCACAGAGAACGGCGGUGAGCAUGAAAGCGCGAGCGGCGGUGAUGGCGUGAAGGAUGCAGGCAGGGGGGAGAGGAGCGAGGGGAGCCAGGGGCCGCAAAAUAAAGGGGGUGUAUCAAAGGAAGAUGAGGGGGUUAGUCAUGCGGCGGAUGACACAACCGCUCGCAGGGAGUCUGGCAGCCUCGCAACUACCAGCGGCAAGGAAGCUGUCUCGGUGUCAGGGAGAGAAAAGAGCGUGCACAGGGGAAAUGCGGCAAACGCGGCGGGGGCAGCGCAGGGGAUUGCUGCGUUGGUGGAGGCGGCAGCGCAGGAUUACAUAGGCAGCGUGGAGGAUGCGCAGAGUCGCUGCGAUCUGUUCUGCGCGCUGUGCACCAAGAAGCCGGAGCUGCUGCACCAGCUAAUGCAGGUCUAUGGGAAGGCGGCAGAGGCAGCGCGCGCGGCGAUCCGAGAGAGGGCGCCGGGGCUCGCGCGUGUGAUCGGCGCGGCUUCACCGGUGCUUGUUGGACUCUUGCGACAGCGCCCGCCGCCAGGCAGCCUGCCUCUCCUGCUCAGCAUGCUGCACACACUCACAGAGAGCAAGCCACCCCCGGCGAGCCUGGUGGGAGCGUGCAUGGAGGCUUUGAAGCGCAGCAAGGAUGUGCGAUUUCUGGUGCCGGCUUUGGGCGGGCUGACGCGGCAAGAGGCGCUGAUGCACCUGCCGAAACUGCUGUCCCUCAAGGACGCCGCCGGCUUCACUGCCGGCCUACAGCGGCUGCUCCUGCCGCAGCCUGAGACCGGGGAGCCGCUGCUGGCGCCGCAGGAGAUCCUGGUGGCCAUACUGAGUUUGAAAAAGGACUCGCUGCCCCUGAAGCAGCACGCGGGCGGACUGACGGCCUGCCUGACCAUGAAGCUUCCUGACGGCGCGCCAGCGUUCCCUCCCAAGUCCCUCGCCUCAACCCUGCAGCAGCUUGUGGUCAGGAAGCCGCUGCCGUUCCUCUUCAUGCGCUUCACGAUCCAGGCGAACGCGGCGUCGCGCGAGCUACGGGGAUUUGUGCUGGAGAUUCUUUCGAUGCUGGUGGGGCAGGCGGUGUGGGCUGACAGCCAGCAGUGGCAAGGGUGGAUUGUGUGCGUGCGCGAGCUGCUUCCUGACUCCCUCCCCGUGCUGCUGCAGCUGCCCCUGAGGAACCUAGGCCUGGCGCUAGACAAGCUACCGGCAAAGGUGGCAACUCAGGCUGCCGAAUUUGUGAGCUCUGAUCGCUGCGGCCCGCUGCCGCGGCAAACACUAGCGCUGGUGCAGGAGAGGGCGGCUGCUGUUGAAGCUGCGGCCGCAAAACAGGCGGCUGAGCCGGCUCAGGCUGCCGAGCCCGCUGCGUAG